This is a messenger RNA of Cicer arietinum (chickpea), 2553 nucleotides long. Its product is annotated as plant intracellular Ras-group-related LRR protein 4. The record is from RefSeq and is a predicted model, not a curated record. Gene Ontology annotation, molecular function: protein binding. Gene Ontology annotation, cellular component: cytoplasm. Lineage: Eukaryota; Viridiplantae; Streptophyta; Magnoliopsida; Fabales; Fabaceae.
CAAUAAAAAAAUAGCUACUAGAAGAAGAAACAGCAACGAGAAGAAGAAAAAGAAGAAGUAGCGAAAAACAAUUCACAGAUCGAGAAUUCUAAACCGAAUGAGCUUGGGUGAAGUUCUUCUCUGUCGUGUAGCGUGAAUUAUUUUUCUGUUUUUUGUUUUCAGAAACCGAUAUUCGUGUGCGUUUUCCGAAACAAAAACUGUCUUAUAGGGGAAGGUGAAACCAGAACAAACUGGUUUAUUUUUCAUUUGGGUUUUCGUUAUGAUGUUAAAGUUUUGAAAUUUUACAAGAUUUAGAUUCUGGGUUGUUUUGCUAUUUUGGAACAAGAGAUGGAGUGUUGGAGUACGGUUGAUGGAGUGGUUGGAGAGAUAAUGAGGAUUCAUAGAUCUUUACCAGUAAGGCCAGGGAUUGAUGAAGUUGAAGCUGCAAAAAGUUUGAUUGUGAAUGUUGAGAAAGAUGAUGAAGCUAAGCUUGAAUCUAUAGCUAAACAAAGCAAAGGAAAAGAUGUACCUGAUGAGCUUUUCAUGAUUUUGCAAGAGAUGCAGAAGAAUUUGGUAUAUUUUCGAAGUAUGGAACAGAAGAGAGAAGCUUUGAAACUUGUUGAUCUUGAGAAUGUUCAUUCACUGUUUGAUGAAUUGAUUCAGAGAGCUUCUGAUUGUGUUUCUAAUCCAAAUGGUGCCACUACUACUUCUGGCUUUAGACAAAUUACUUACUCUAAUGGUUCUGCUUCCACUGUUUCAACAAGUUUAUCCAAGAAUUUAGGUUCUGGUUCUGGUUCUAUGGGUGGUUUUGAUAAGCAGGUACCUUCAGCUACUGUUUCUUCCACCUUGCUUCAUGUAGACAAAGAACCUUCUGCCAAGGGUUCUGAAUUAUUCACAAGAGAUGAUAGUUAUGUGAGCAAGACCAAGGCCACAUUCUACCCUAAUGGGUAUUCAAUUGAAGCAAAUAUCACAUCCAAACCCCAAAUAUUGGAUUCAUCAUUAAAAUCCACUACUACUGCAGGUCAAGAUGGUGAUAAGUUGAGUUUGAUUAAACUUGCUAGCAUAAUUGAGGUUUCGGCAAAGAAAGGAACUCGCGAUCUCAAGCUCCAGAACAAGUUAAUGGACCGAGUCGAUUGGCUACCUGAUUCGAUAGGAAAGUUAUCUAGUUUGGUCACCCUUGAUUUAUCAGAGAAUAGGAUUGUUGCUUUACCUUCCACAAUUGGUGGCCUUUCCUCACUGACCAAAUUGGACUUGCAUUCCAAUAGGAUCACAGAGAUUCCUGAUUCUGUUGGAAAUCUCCUAAGUCUUGUCUAUCUAAAUCUGAGGGGAAACCACUUAACAACCUUACCUGCUUCUUUGAGCCGAUUGCUACGCCUUGAAGAGCUUGAUUUGAGUUCAAAUCAAAUUUCAGUGCUUCCUGACUCUAUAGGGUCACUUGUUAACCUCAAAGUGUUGAAUGUGGAAACAAAUGAUGUAGAAGAAAUUCCACAUUCUAUUGGUAAUUGUUCUUCCCUUAGGGAGCUUCAUGCUGACUAUAAUAGGCUUAAAGCCCUGCCGGAAGCUGUAGGGAAGAUUGAGAGUUUGGAGAUUUUGUCCGUGCGGUACAAUAACGUCAAACAACUACCUACAACAAUGUCAUCUAUGAUAAACCUGAAGGAACUUGAUGUGAGUUUCAAUGAGCUUGAGUCCGUGCCUGAGAGCUUGUGUUUCGCCACCUCCCUUGUCAAGAUGAACAUAGGAAACAAUUUUGCUGACAUGAGAUACUUACCAAGAUCAAUCGGGAACCUUGAAAUGCUUGAGGAAUUGGAUAUCAGUAAUAAUCAGAUACGCGUUCUUCCUGACUCGUUUAGGAUGCUCACAAGACUACGCGUCUUGCGCGUGGAAGAAAAUCCUCUUGAGGUUCCACCUAGAGAAAUAGCUGAGAAAGGAGCACAGGCUGUUGUGCAGUACAUGGCUGAUCUUGUGGAGAAGAGGGAAAAGAAGGAAGCUAAACCACAGCCACCUAAGCAGAAAAAGAGUUGGGCUCAGAUCUGCUUCUUUUCAAGGUCUAACAAAAGAAAGCGUGAUGGAGUUGAUUAUGUGAAAGCUUGAUUUCCUUUAGUGACACCCCUAAGCAACUGAUUCCAUUAGUUCACCACAUGUGACAUGGUUAUAUUUCUUUAGAGGGAAUGAUAACAGAGAAGGGAAAGCAUAGCUGUUGAUGUUCUCCAUUUUCCUGUUUGGCAGAUAGAGACAACAAAGUAUCUUUGAGUCUAAGGUCAAUAUUAUUAUAAUAUAAUAUGUGAAGAUAAGGAUGGUGAGAGAAUGAAUUGACAGAAUUCCCUAUGACUUGGCGGCACAAAAUUGUAGAUUUCUUGUUCUAGUAUAUUUGCUGAUUUCUUUUUGAACUUUCCAUUCUAUUUCAUUUGUAUUUCUGUUUAGGAACAAGUGUACACAAUCCAACAGGAAAAUAGAGAUUAUGAAGAGAAACUGAAUGUGAUUAUGUACACUACACCAUGUUUAUGUCUGUAUGUAUAAUUGAAAUUUCCAUUGUUAAGUGAUUCAAAGUUAGUCAUUUCAUCUUACAAAAAGGUU